AUGAUUAUACUUCUUAUUUUAUUACCCUUCUCUUAUGGAAUUAUUAGUGAUACAGACCUAAGCUUUAGCAAGCCUGCAGCAAAAUCAUGAGCAUGAUUUGUAUUUGAAGAAGGAGGCUGAAUUGCAUUGAAUCUUACAAUAACAUCAAACAGCAGUGGAUCAAUAGGAAUUUAUUUAUGUGAGCCAGGAGAAGUAAACACCAUUGCUCACGCUUUUAAAAAUGAUUUUUGUAUAAAUAUCCCAAUUGGUUUGAUUUUUAUUAUCUCUACCAAUAAAUAUUUCUAAUUUCAUACAAAAUUAAACAUUUUUAAAAAUGGUGAAUACAGAAAAUUAAUUUCGUUUGAAAUAACACAAAUGCAGGGAAUUUUACGAAAUGUGAGUAUAAUUUCACCUAUCCCUUUUAUGGGUCUGACUAUAAAACAAAUCCUGAUUUUAUCGCUUUUUUGGACGGUUUAAGAGUCCAUUGAUGGGAUCUAACAGAAGAGCAGUGAGAAUAUUACCUAAAAGAAUUUUCACGAAGAAAUAGCAUGAGUGAUAGAGAUAUAAAAAUUAAGAAGCAUACAGAUAUAACAGCUAAAAUCACAAGCUCGCAGCUCUACUACUUUGUGGCUGCUAGCUGUGUAGAAGAUAACGUUGAGCUGAAAAAGUAAAUUAAAAGGUCAUAAUGGCCAUAAACGGGUAAACCCACUAGAGGUCGCUCAUCUUGUCUCCAAAAUGUCAUCAUUUUGGAUUUCCAUCUGAACCACCUGUCCAAGGGAUUAGCUCCCUAAGACAGGGCUAAUCUUUUAGAGGUGCUCAUAUAGUCCCGAUGAGUGAUAGGCAAAACUUGAAUACACGUAAUUCCAAUAGAUAGCCCUAUCAGCGGGUGAAUUGCCUGCUAAAAUUAAAAUUUGGUACGGCCAAAAUUAUUAGUUUUGGUGGGACCAAAUUGUGAAAUCAGCAGGCAAUUCACCCACUGAUAGGGCUAUUAAAGGGAAUUUUUUCUAUACCCCAUCUAGGUGGAACAGGAAAACCUUCGGGAAAGAAGCAAAACUUCCCUCUUCUGCAAGGCAUCAUCAAACUUGAAGGCCCACUUCAAAAGGGACAGAGAUCUUAUUUUCAGCUUCAUCAGGAUGGAUCUUAUCUGCUCUACACUGACUUCGCCUUGGAGUAGAAUUUCCGUAAACGUCACUAUUUUAUUUCUAAGUUGAGCUAGGAAUUGAUUACAUAUUUAUGAACCCUGGAGGCGAAAAUCUUGGUGUCGGACUUUUAGAAAUGAAAUAUGUAAUGAAUGGAGCUUCAAUUGGCUGAUUGGCCUUAAUUGGGCUAUGAAUAUUGUCUUGAGCAUUUUUCAAUUAAAAAAUUUAGCUUAUAAGAUUUCCUAAUAAAUAUUUAUAAAAUCGAUAUUUUUCUGUAAAAAAUAAAAUUUCCUUGAUAUUAUCAUGAGUUUUAGUGAGAAAGCUAAAAUCAUCAUUUAUACAAAUUGGCUUAAUUUUAAACUCUAUGGUAUGAGCAGGAUUUUCAUGACUAUUUAAGACAUAUUGGGAAGACUAUUCAGAAUCAGGAAAAUCUGAUGAGCAAAUGAAAGAAUGGAGCCUAAUUCUUUUUGCGACAGCUGAAUGCAUGUUUUUUUUGAUUGUAAUUAUGAUAUGUGCAGGCUCAGGAAUUACAAAACCGUCUUUCCAAAUCUGGACACUACUAAAAGCUUUAUUUGCGGUAGGAUCUUUACACUGCUGUAUGUGGCUUUACAUUAAGCUUGGAGAUGAUGGGUUGUUUUCACUUGCUGGAAGCUAUGUAUUAAUUUUAUUUAUCUGUAUAUGAGAUAUCACAAAAAAUACCCAAAAAUUAUCAAAGCAAAUUCGGUUAUACCUCGAUUAAUUCAAUUCAGGGCUAAAAUAUUAAAAUGACAGUUAGGGGUAGGGUCUUAGUCCUGUUCAUCAGGCUAGCCUUACAAUCCAAGCAUAGUAAGAGAAUUUUAGCUUCUUGAUGGUCUCAGCUUAAGUGAAGAGUCUGGCAUGGACUAGAGAAGUCUUAAAGGGCUUUAACUUUAACGGUUUGACGGCUAGGCCGGUCCACCUACCAAAUUGUUCAGAACUGCUAUCGAAACUGAAUUUCAAAGAAUGAGGACUCAGAGGCACUGUAAGUGUUAGAGAAAUUCAAUUAAACUUAAAUUCCAAAGGCUAAAAUAUGUUUCUCACCUCAAAAAUCAUUGCAAUAUGCUAAUUUUUAAAAAAAUCAAAAAUAAUAUAUUAGGGUUUAAUUUCAGAGGCGGGAUUUGAUCCAAUAAACACCCCGUUUUGGUCUCAGCUUCGAAUGUUUCGUUUUUUACGAAUCACUCUAGUAAUUUUUCUACUUGCCUUAAGCACAUGUGGAGUCAUUACGGUAUUUUAUCUUGAAUAUUUACCUUGGAUUGCAGUAAGCACACAUCUCAGCAUAAUUUAUCAAUGCUAUUUAGUUCUGCUGCUUUAUUUUAGAUUCAGAAAAAUUGACCCGUUUUUUGAUGAAAUUGAGACUUUAAGUUUAGGCGAAAAUGGUCCUUUGGUAAAUCUUGAUGAUAUUUUGCAAAAGUUAAAAUAAGUGUUAUAAGGCCAUAAGACUAUCUGGCGUAGAUCUACCUAACUUAAGGAUUAGCUCCCUUGAUUAGAGCCACCUCUUGCAGAUGCCUAGUUAAUCUCGAUAGAUGAAGACUAAGCGGGAGGCAAAUCCUCCCUAUCCCAUCUGAUAGAGAUUGGAAAAUCUUCAGGUGGGAAACAAAACUUCCCUCUUCGGCGAGGCAUCCCCAAACCCGAAGGCUAUAUCAAAAGUGACAGAGGCACUGUGUUCAGCUUCAUCUGGAUAGGUCCUACCUGCUCGAUAGUGACGUGCCUCGGAGACCUUCUUCGUCAAAGUUCUAUAUUUUGCAAUAAUUAAACGAUUAUGCUGGCCAUAAGUGGAUAAACCGCUAACGCUACCCAUCUUGGCUCUAAAAGGUCACCCUUUUGGAUUUGAAGUCUGAACCACCUGCCCAAGGAAUGAGCUCCCUCGGGCAUAGCUACCAUCUGUAAGGUCCCGAUGAGAAGGAUCCACGUGGUAUAUAAAACCUGUCUCGGCAUCAGACAGGAAAAUCUUUGGGGGAGAAAUAAAAAUCCUGUUUCGGUAGUCUUCCCAUUGAGAUGGUCUACUUAGCUUACGAAGAGCUUGCUUUCACCACCCAUAAUUAUGGUCACCGUUCCAUCAGAAGUUUUCUCCUCAGAAUCCUAUUUCCAUCAACUUCAUCAUUUAUUUCUAUAUUUUGCAAGGAAUGUUCGAUAGAAAUGCACUUCUAGCCUACUCAGAAGGUAUGAUGCUGGUAAUUAUUAUGUAGCCUUACGAAAAAGAGCGAUUUUUAUCAAUAGUAUCUGACGUAGCCAUAAUAGAACAGCCCGGCGAAAUCUCCAGCUUGACCUUAGGAAUCCCCGUCUAUAUUAUUCCCAGUCAGCCUGAAAUUGAAAAUGACAAUGACGCAAUAGGCCUCCCUUACAAAAUUGAAGAAAGCUGUAUAUCAUUAGAAGACAUCACUGUCGAAAUUUAA
Messenger RNA from Blepharisma stoltei, 3529 nucleotides. Lineage: Eukaryota; Ciliophora; Heterotrichea; Heterotrichida; Blepharismidae. The record is from the annotation of a GenBank genome assembly.